This is a messenger RNA of Sceloporus undulatus (fence lizard), 5861 nucleotides long. It is a transcript of the gene PHLPP1, whose product is annotated as PH domain and leucine rich repeat protein phosphatase 1. Gene Ontology annotation, molecular function: protein binding. The transcript is spliced from 16 exons. Lineage: Eukaryota; Metazoa; Chordata; Lepidosauria; Squamata; Phrynosomatidae. The record is from RefSeq and is a predicted model, not a curated record. Bases 127 to 4626 code for a protein of 1499 amino acids.
GCACAGUCCCCUUAAUGGCGAGGAGGAGGAGGGCGUCGGACCGGAUGGAACGCGGAGACACCGGCGGAAUGUUCGCGCGGGAGGAAGAAUAAUCGGGUAGAACGUUGGUCGUCGCGACGUUCCAUUAUGGAACCUGCGCAGCAGCAGCAACAGAGCAGCAGCAGCAAAGAAGGAGAAGGCGGCGGUGGCGCGAGGAUGGCUACUCCGCAACAGCAGCAGCAGCAGCAGCAGCGGAGGAGGAGGAAGAGGGAGACAACCGCAACUACAGCAACCGCUGCAUCCUCCUCUUCUUCUCCUUCUCUCCCGCCGCCGCCUCCUCCUCCAUCGGCGCCCAAUGGCUCCCUCUUGGCUCGGAGGGGCCGCCUCAAGAGGAACCUCUCCUCCUCGGCUUCGCCGACUACUCCCCCGACGCCUUCCACUACUCUAGACCGCAAAGCGAUGCUGCUACUCCUCAUCCCCUCCGCAGCCACCGCCGCCAAGAAGGCCCCCCCGCCGCAGCCCUUGCAGCCCCCGGAGAGGGAGUGGGUCCGCAGGGACCCCAAACGGGGCUGCGUCCACGUCUACUACCACCACCGCCACCACACUACUACUAGUAGUAGCGGAGGAGUAAGAGGAGGUGGUGGAGGAGGAGGAGGAGGAGGAGGAGGGGGUGUGUUGCUACUCCCGGUGCUCUGCACCCUGGAGACCACGGCGGCCGAGGUGGCUUCGAGGCUGCUCCAGUUGGGGCCCAAGGAGACGGAGGAGGAGGAAGAGGAGGAGGAAGAAGAAGAGGAGCAGGAUUCGGCCUCGGAGCCCAGUCCCACGAGGAGGAGGCCUCGCCACCAUCAUCGCCACCGCCGCCGCCCUCACCGGCUCUACCUCUCUGGGCCUCCGCUCUCCUGCCCUUCCCUCCUCCUCCACAACGCAGAGCCCCUGGAGCCCUCGCCUUCGCCCUCCUCCUCUUCCUCCUCUUCCUCCUCCUCCUCCUCGGAGGAGCUGGAGCCAGAGGGUCCCCCGGACAUGCCCCCCAAGGCCCCCGAGGCAGCGCUGGCGGGGUCUGCGGAGGAGGCCCCCUCUGCCUCUCCCUCUCCCCCUCCGUCCCUCUACGUCCAGCUGCACGGGGAGAGCGCCCGCCGCCUCCUCCCCGAAGAGAAGCCCCUCCAGCUCCAGAACGACUACCUCUCCCAGCUGGGCUUCCGGGACCUUUGGCGGGUCCAGGAGGAGGGCAUGGACGCCGAGACAGGGGGGCUCAUCCGCUUCCACGCAGGAAAGCCCCACAGCAUUGGCAACUCUGAACGGAUUCAGCUCUCAGGAAUGUACAAUGUUAGAAAAGGGAAAAUGCAUUUGCCGGUCAACAGAUGGACAAGACGCCAAGUUAUCCUUUGUGGAACGUGCCUAAUUGUAUCAUCGGUGAAAGAAAGCCAGACUGGAAAGAUGCAUGUGCUUCCCUUAAUCGGUGGAAAGGUUGAAGAAGUUAAAAAGCACCAGCACUGUUUAGCAUUUAGCUCCUCUGGACCUCAGAGCCAGAGUUACUACAUCUGUUUUGACACAUUCACUGAAUAUUUACGAUGGCUUCGGCAAGCUUCAAAGAUUGCUUCACAACGAAUAAGCUCAGUGGAUCUCUCGUGUUGCAGCCUAGAGGAUCUGCCUGCCAAUCUCUUCUACAGCCAGGACCUAACUCAUCUUAAUUUGAAGCAGAACUUCCUGAGGUUGAACCCUAACUCAUCAACAUCCAAAGGACUUAAUGAGCUACAAAGGUUCAGCAAGCUGAGGAGCCUUAACCUUUCUAACAAUCACUUAGGAGAGUUCCCAUUGGCAGUUUGCAGCAUUCCAACCUUGACUGAGCUCAACGUGUCCUGCAAUGCACUCAGAAAUAUUCCAGCAGCCGUUGGUGAUAUGAACAAUUUACAGACCUUCUUGCUGGAUGGGAAUUUCCUCCAGAGCCUUCCUGUUGAGUUGGAAAGGAUGCAUCAGCUUAGCUAUUUGGGCCUUUCUUUCAAUGAAUUCACUGACAUUCCUGAAGUAUUGGAGAAGCUGUCUGCCAUGGAUAAACUUUGUAUGUCUGGAAAUUGCCUGGAGAUGCUCAACUUGCAAACAUUGAGGAGAAUGCCACACAUUAAACACAUAGACCUAAGGUUAAAUGUAAUCAGGAGGUUGGUGGCAGAUGAAGUUGACUUCCUACAUCAUGUGACCCAGCUUGACCUUCGGGACAAUAAAUUAGGCGAGUUUGAUGCCACUAUCUUCAAUAAUGUGGAAAUACUGCACUGUGAAAGAAAUCAGCUGGUGACCCUUAAAAUCAGCGGAUACCUCCUGAAAGCUCUCUACGCCACUGGAAAUGAACUUGUUCACCUUGAUGUGUAUCCGGUUCCAAAUUAUCUGACUUACAUGGAUGUUUCUAGAAACCACCUCGAGAGCCUUCCUGAGUGGGUUUGUGAUAGCAGAAAGCUGGAAGUGCUGGAUCUUAGCCACAAUCAAAUACGGGAACUGCCUGCCCGCUUGAGGUACCUGAAUGCUUCUGCCAACAAACUGGAAAUGUUGCCUCCAGCCACUCUUUCAGAAGAGACCUGCAGUAUUUUACAGGAACUGUAUUUGACCAACAAUCACCUCACGGAUAAAUGUGUGCCGUUGUUAACGGGCCAUCCGCACCUGAAGAUCCUCCAUAUGGCAUACAAUCGUCUGCAAAGCUUUCCUGCAAGUAAAAUGGCUAAACUUGAAGAGUUGGAAGAAAUUGAUGUGAGUGGAAACAAGCUGAAAUCCAUUCCCACCACCAUCAUGAACUGUCGGCGAAUGCAUACUGUGAUUGCACACUCCAAUUGCAUUGAAGUCUUUCCGGAAGUCAUGCAGCUUGGCGAAAUCAAAUGCGUGGACUUGAGUUGUAAUGAGCUGACCGAAAUCACGUUGCCUGAGAACUUGCCUCCGAAGCUGCAGGAACUAGAUCUAACUGGAAACCCCAGACUUGUCUUGGACCACAAAACCCUGGAGCUAUUGAACAACAUUCGUUGUUUCAAGAUUGACCAGCCUUCAGCCGGGGAUGCCUCCGGAGCCCCAGCAGUAUGGAGCCAUGGUUAUACUGAAGCAUCAGGAGUUAAAAACAAGCUCUGUGUGGCAGCUCUUUCUGCCAAUAAUUUCUGUGAGAACAGGGAGGCUCUCUAUGGAGUUUUUGAUGGAGAUCGCAAUGUGGAAGUACCGUACCUUCUGCAGUGUACCAUGAGUGACAUCUUGGCAGAGGAGCUGCAGAAAACCAAGAGCGAAGAGGAAUACAUGAUCAACACAUUCAUUGUAAUGCAGAGGAAACUUGGAACUGCUGGACAGAAGCUUGGAGGCUCUGCUGUCCUUUGCCAUAUAAAACACGAUCCAAUAGAUCCUGGUGGAUGCUUCACCUUAACCUCUGCAAAUGUGGGGAAGUGCCAAUCCGUUCUCUGCAGGAACGGGAAACCUCUGCCUUUAUCCAGGUCUUACAUGAUGAACUGCGAAGAAGAACUAAGGAGGAUCAAACAGCAUAAGGCCAUUAUCACAGAAGAUGGCAAAGUGAACGGUGUGACAGAUUCGACAAGGAUCUUAGGAUACACCUUCCUUCACCCGAGCGUGGUACCUCGUCCCCACGUCCAGUCCAUUAUGUUGACUCCUCAGGAUGAAUUCUUCAUUCUGGGCAGCAAAGGCCUGUGGGACAGCCUCUCCAUUGAAGAGGCUGUGGAAGCUGUUAGGAAUGUACCUGAUGCUCUCGGAGCUGCGAAGAAACUCUGCACACUUGCUCAGAGUUAUGGGUGCAAUGAUAGCCUCAGUGCUGUGGUGGUGCAGCUCAAUGUAACUGAGGACAGCUUUUGCUGCUGUGAGCUAAAUGGCGCUCCUCCUCCCAGCCCAGGUAUCUUCCCCCAGUCUGUCAACGUUGUCAUUAAAGAUAAGCCUUCUGACGGUCUGGGGAUGCCUUCUUCCAGCAGUGGAAUGGCCUCUGAGAUUAGCAGUGAGAUUUCGACCUCCGAAAUGAGCAGCGAGGUGGGUUCCACAGCUUCUGAUGAGCCCCCUCAGGUGACCAUGAAUGAGAACAGCCCUGCCUACCCAAGCGAACAACGCUGCAUGCUCCAUCCGGUCUGCCUCUCCAACUCUUUCCAGCGGCAGCUUUCCAGUGCCACCUUCUCCAGCGCCUUCUCAGACAAUGGCCUUGACAGUGAUGACGAGGAGCCGAUUGAAGGUGUCUUUUCCAAUGGCAGCCGGGUGGAAGUAGAGGUGGACAUCCACUGUGGACGGGCAAAGGAGAAGCAACAGCUCCUGCUGCAGGCACCCACCGAUGAAGGCAUUGUCAUCAGUACCAACGAAGACGAGAUGUGCCUCCUCCGGAAGGCUGACCCUUUAGCCAUGGGCACCAUUGGGCGUCGCCGAGGCAAUGGUUCUGUGGCCCCUCAGGAGAGAAGCCACAACCUGAUUGAGGUAGCAGCGGAUGCACCGCUCAGAAAAACAGGGGGCUACUUUGCAGCCCCAGCACAGCCAGACCCAGAUGAUCAAUUCAUCAUCCCACCAGAGCUUGAGGAAGAAGUCAAGGAGAUCAUGAAACAGCAUCAUGAGCAGCAACAGCAGCAGCAGCAGCAGCAACAACAACAACGGCAAUACCAAAUGGACCAACUGCCAGAUUAUUACGAUACACCACUAUGACCGAGCUUCCCAAAACAAGGUGAAAAGACACUGCAAACUUGGAAGCUCCUUAGGUUUGUAUUACAUUAGCGGACUGGGACAGAAAGGAAGCCUUUGUUCUACUUUCUCUUCCAGACCCUUCCCUUCUACUGAGAACUGCAGCUGCUUCAUGUUUGUUAGCUGUAAUAAUCACUUUUUUUGCUUCACUGUUAGGAAUUUAACUAGUUUAACUCUUCCUCCUUCCUUAACAUAUCAAAUGUAAAAAAAAAGUGGAGAACAAAAUUAAAAUACAAAAUGUUUAAUAUAUUGCAGAGAAAACUGAUGAUGAUGUUGAUGUAAUAUUUUUUAAAAUUGUUCUUUUUUGGGGGUGGGGUUCUGUUUGGAAAACAGGGCAGUAUUGCCAGUGCUAAAUGAUUAAGUAAUAUUGUAAUACUGUAUUUCUUUGAGAGAAAAAAAAAGGCUUUUUUGGUCUUGAAAAUGGAUAGACAUUUGUAGAAUUAUGGAGACUAACUCCUAGGAGUUGCUUUUACUCUUUCAGGUGACUUUAAGUCACUGAGAUUCACUAAUUUUCUCUGAGAGAACAGCUGAUUGGGAAAUUCCUGUAAAUAACUCAGUGUUGUAUAGUGAUGCUUCAAAUGUUUUGUAGUCUCAGCAGGAGGACGCAACCUGACACUCUUAACAAUUUGUCUCUCACCCAACCUGGGUGCUUUCGCAUGUCUUAUCAGAGCUCCCUCCAGCAACCUGUGCUUCAACCAUACCCAGAGGGCAGGGAAGUCUUACAAACAUGAUGCUCUCCCCACAGGUUAGCUGAUUUGAAGUGUGCAGGGCCCUGGUUGGCUCAUUGUGUCUGUGCUGCCAUAUCCAGUUGCCAUCUGGGUUGGCUGGGCCCAAAUUACCACAGUUGUGUUUGUUCACGUGUGAAAUUGCCCCCAUGUGAUUGAUUCUUCAGGCUACGACCCACAUAAAAUUUGCAGGAAUGGCUGUACAGACUGUCUAGGAAGUAGAUGGAUAGUGGGCCACAAAUACCUGAGUUAAAUAUUUUUCUUUCUUUCUUUCCUUCUUCACCAUUAACUUUUCCAGGCACAUCUUUUGUGUGUUCCUCCCUGCUGCCACAACCAGCAUGAUUGUAUAGAGUUCAUUUACUGUAGAUCAUUUACAUACCAAGAGUUAUAUUAAAGAAGAAUGCACAAAUGAACAUGUCAUAAUUUUUGUUAUAAUAAAUAUAAAAAAUUUACAAAUACCUGCAGCCUACUGUU